This is a messenger RNA of Urocitellus parryii (Arctic ground squirrel), 1194 nucleotides long. It is a transcript of the gene Prr13, whose product is annotated as proline rich 13. The record is from RefSeq and is a predicted model, not a curated record. Lineage: Eukaryota; Metazoa; Chordata; Mammalia; Rodentia; Sciuridae.
CUCCAAUCAUCAUGCCGAGUGACCAAUUAGGUGAUAAUAGAGGCGGGUGCCGAAGCAUGGGAUGGGGGUGACCAGGAAGUGUGAGCUGAGACUGGAGGAGGACGGAUCAAGCCCAGGCGACUGUGAGAAGGUGACCUGGCUUGAGGAAACACCUGAAUAUGUGGAAUCCCAGCGCCGGGCACCCAGGGCCAAAUCCACAKCCCCCCAACUUGGGGUACCCUGGAGGUUCCAAUCCUGGGUAUCCACCACAUCCACCACCUGUCAAUCCGGCUUUUCCUCCUGGUCCCUGUCCCACUCCCCCAGGACCUCCCCAGGGGAUGCCAGGUUUUCCUCCAGGUGUGUCCCCUUAUCCUGUUCCACAACCAGGAUAUCCAGGACAUCAACCCUCAGGUCCCUACCCUCCUCCAUACCCACCACCUGCCCCUGGUAUGCCUCCUGUGAACCCCAUGGCUCCUGGCAUGGUAGGCCCAGGAAUGAUAAUGGACAAGAAGAUGCGGAAGAAAAUGAAGAAAGCUCAUAAAAAGAUGCACAAACACCACAAGCAUGGCAAGCAUUCCUCCUCUUCCUCCUCUUCCAGCAGUGACUCUGACUGAACACAGGGCCUGGACCCUCCCCUCAAGUCUCACCAGUUCUGCUGUCCCAUCAAGCUUCAGCUGCCGUGUUGUACUGGGGAAAUUUAGCCCUUGUGCCCCUCCAUCCUGUCCCCACCUGAGCCUUACCCUGCUGUUCAGUCCUGACUGGCUAGGGAAAAUGGGAAGAGGAUUGCAAUGGGCUAGCAAAGGCAGCCUUCUCACUGCUUGAUAGAUUUUAUAGCUGAAAAGUUUAGCAGGGAAGCUGGUUUUUUGAAGAUGGUGAGACCUCUGAGCUAAAUGCUGAAGACAAGUUUAAGUUCUGUAAAAUGUGAUCUUUUAAAAUUUCCUUUUAAAAGGGGGGUUUGUGGAAAUUUCACUAUGAUGAAAAACCUGUACACUUUUGUAAUGAUGGCACACUGGGGUGAAUUAGUGGCAAAUAUAUUUCCCAGCAGUCCUUUUAUUGAUUGUGCUAACAGCAAGGCUGCUGGGAAGUAGAGUCCACUUGGCUGAUGAUCUCUGACUGCCCUUUUGUAAGCUAAUCUCUACUCCUUAACAAAAUAUGCUAUCUUAGGUCCUACUCUCAUUCUUCAAAUCUGGGUCCAAAUAAAACUAUUUCUCCUGA